CUCAUGGGUUGUACGGGAAGCGGAAAGACCACAUUCAUCAACUGUGUUGCGAACGCCGGGCUGGAAGUAGGAUACGGGCCUCAAUCAUGCACAAGCAACAUACAGACUGCAUCGAUACGGCUCGGACACGCGAACAUCACGUUGAUUGACACCCCAGGCUUCGACCACACCGAGCUGCCCCAGGCAGAGAUACUAAAGUUAAUUGCUACUUUUUUGCGGAAAACAUAUUCCGGCGGCAAGAAACUCACUGGCGUCAUCUUUUUUCACCGUAUAUUUGAAAACCGAAUGCAGGCCGGCAUCAGCCUGCAGACCUUCCGCUUAUUCCACAAGCUCUGCGGCGACGACGCUAUGAAGAAUGUCACUAUCGUGACUACUAUGUGGGAUACCGUCGCUCCACAAACGGGCGAGGACAGGUUACGAGAGCUUCAGGAAAACUACUUCAAACCAGCCUGCGAUGGCGGCGCCUGCAUCGCGCGGCAUCACAACACACCCGAAUCUGCGGUCAGAAUUUUGUCGGCUUUGUUGCGACUCCCUAGCAAGGCGCUGCGUAUUCAGGACGAGUUGCACGAGGGCAAGACGAUCCCGCAGACGGACGCAGGUUACGAAUUCGACCAACAAUUGCAGCAGAAGUGUACGCAACAGCAGUGUGGAGUAAACAAAUUGAAGAAAGAGCUCGCAGAGCCAGAGCAGUCGCCGGAGACCAGUGCCCGGGUGGAUGGGUCAUCACGGAGAGGCCCAGAGGAGGGAGACGAGGCCACCGGGAGGCAUCGCCAGGAGGACGUAGAACGUUUGCGGGACGACCUCCAGACGCUCCGUCAGAAGCUACAGAAGACUGAAGCCGAGAGAGACAAGCUUCAACGGGACCUGAGUCAGCGUCACAGCUCUCAUCUUCAGAAUAUUUUGAAACACAUGAUGAACAUCAAUGCGCAGUCAUCGGAGAGUCCACUUCGAGAAGUCGUGAGUCUGGUCGCGUUGUGUAUUCUGUGUUGCUGCUCAACAACCUCACUAGCCUCACUGGCAGCCGGAUGGUCCACCGACUAG
Molecule: messenger RNA, 1041 nt
Organism: Rhodofomes roseus
Lineage: Eukaryota; Fungi; Basidiomycota; Agaricomycetes; Polyporales; Fomitopsidaceae
Product: P-loop containing nucleoside triphosphate hydrolase protein
Exons: 3
Coding region: 4-1041 (345 amino acids)
Molecular function (GO): GTP binding
Source: RefSeq, a predicted model, not a curated record